AAAGACGAAACAUGCGGUUCACAACGACGCUCAACUCCCAUUUCUCGCAUCUCUCCUCCCAGUCCUUCCUUUUGUGUUUCUCUUGAAUAUGCAACUUCUUCAUGCUCCUUCCUCAAUUUACACUUCAUUCCAAUCCUCAAAAACACUCUCAAAAGCAGGAUUACUUUUACCUGAGAAACCUUUUCUAUUAUCAGCUAUAAGUUGUUAUGUUCAACCACAACAAGGACUUGAAAGGUCUAUAUGGGUAUCACGUAAAAGGUCCAUUUUUAGCUCCACCACAAUUAAAGCUGCCUCUGUUGAAGCUGGUGCUUCUACAAUAUUAAGUGGGACCGCAGAGAAUGAUGUGCUAAAAGCAUUGUCUCAAAUCAUUGACCCGGAUUUUGGGACAGACAUAGUCUCAUGUGGUUUUGUGAAAGAUCUGAACAUCAAUGAGGCUUUUGGAGAGGUUUCAUUUCGGUUAGAGCUCACUACACCAGCAUGUCCAAUCAAGGACAUGUUUGAGCAGCAGGCAAAUGAGGUGGUGAAAAAUCUUCCUUGGGUCAAGAAUGUUAAUGUGACAAUGUCAGCACAGCCAGCAAGACCAAUUUAUGCUGGCCAACUUCCAGCAGGUUUACAGACAAUUUCAAAUAUCAUAGCAGUUUCAAGUUGCAAGGGAGGUGUGGGAAAAUCAACUGUAGCAGUAAACUUGGCAUAUACGUUGGCUGGUAUGGGUGCUAGAGUCGGUAUAUUUGAUGCUGAUGUCUAUGGUCCAAGCUUACCGACUAUGGUUUCCCCUGAAAACCGACUAUUGGAAAUGAACCCAGAGAAGAAAACAAUUAUUCCUACUGAAUACUUGGGAGUGAAGCUGGUAUCUUUUGGAUUUGCUGGACAAGGUCGUGCAAUAAUGCGAGGCCCUAUGGUUUCUGGGGUCAUCAACCAACUUCUAACAACAGCUGAGUGGGGGGAGCUAGAUUACCUUGUUGUGGACAUGCCCCCGGGAACUGGUGAUAUUCAAUUAACAUUAUGCCAGGUAGUCCCAUUAACUGCUGCUGUUAUUGUUACCACACCUCAAAAGCUAGCUUUUAUAGACGUUGCAAAAGGAGUUCGAAUGUUUUCAAAGCUUAAGGUGCCAUGUGUUGCUGUAGUGGAAAAUAUGUGCCACUUCGAUGCUGAUGGGAAGCGUCAUUACCCGUUUGGCAGAGGUUCAGGUUCUCAGGUAGUCCAGCAGUUUGGAAUUCCUCAUCUGUUUGAUCUCCCCAUUAGACCAACUCUAUCUGCUUCUGGAGAUAGUGGAAUGCCCGAAGUGGUAGCUGAUCCUCUGAGUGAAGUUGCCCAGACAUUUCAGAAUCUAGGGGUAUGCAUUGUGCAACAGUGUGCCAAGAUUCGCCAACAAGUAUCUACAGCUGUCACCUAUGAUAGAUCACUCAAGGUAAUUAGGGUGAAGGUACCAGAUUCAAACGAAGAAUUUCUUCUGCAUCCUGCAACUGUGAGACGAAAUGACCGCUCUGCUCAAAGUGUGGAUGAGUGGACGGGGGAGCAAAAGUUGCAAUACACCGAUGUCCCAGAAGAUAUUGAACCCGAAGAAAUUCGACCAAUGGGAAAUUAUGCUGUGUCAAUAACGUGGCCGGAUGGAUUUAGCCAGAUUGCACCCUAUGAUCAACUGCAAACGAUGGAGCGGCUAGUUGAUGUUCCUGAGCCAUCUCCUGCACAGGUGUAGUAGCUUCAAGUGAAUGUUAAUAGAGACUAGAGAAAGUUAUCAAUCAUUCUGAACAACCAGUUACCAGCUAUGUGAAAAUUAGGCCCACAGAAGGUCUUUCCUCAAUGUAUCCUGUCUAGAUUGAGGCAAUCUAGUUAUAAUUUAUUUAUUUUUUGGUGAAUUAAGCACUUUAAAAGACAAUUCGAUAGAGAAAAUCUUAUUGCAUUUGUGGUUUCCUGGGUAGUGUUAUAUGCUUUAAAAUAAUUGCCAGGAAUUCAUGUCCUUGUCAAUUCAUCUUUUUCCAACGUUUCCAAAUAAUGGCAAUCAGCUGGUUACUUGA
Ziziphus jujuba (common jujube) is the source of this 2015-nucleotide messenger RNA. Its product is annotated as fe-S cluster assembly factor HCF101, chloroplastic. Lineage: Eukaryota; Viridiplantae; Streptophyta; Magnoliopsida; Rosales; Rhamnaceae. Gene Ontology annotation, cellular component: chloroplast stroma. The transcript has 16 exons. Gene Ontology annotation, molecular function: ATP binding; 4 iron, 4 sulfur cluster binding; ATP-dependent FeS chaperone activity. The record is from RefSeq and is a predicted model, not a curated record. Gene Ontology annotation, biological process: iron-sulfur cluster assembly. Bases 89 to 1696 code for a protein of 535 amino acids.